Molecule: messenger RNA, 2812 nt
Organism: Drosophila grimshawi
Lineage: Eukaryota; Metazoa; Arthropoda; Insecta; Diptera; Drosophilidae
Gene: Moe
Product: moesin/ezrin/radixin homolog 1
Exons: 7
Coding region: 533-2260 (575 amino acids)
Biological process (GO): regulation of organelle assembly; positive regulation of early endosome to late endosome transport; positive regulation of protein localization to early endosome
Cellular component (GO): plasma membrane; microvillus; adherens junction
Molecular function (GO): cell adhesion molecule binding; actin binding
Source: RefSeq, a predicted model, not a curated record
GCAGCAAACUUGCUAACGCGUCUGUACAAAGCAUCGCACGCAGCAGCAGAAGCAGCAGCAGCAGCAGCACUUGUUGAGCAGAGUUUGAGCACCAGCAGCAACAGCGGCUUAAUACCGCCGCCCUCCGUCGUCCCCCUUCGCACACUCACUCAAUAAACUCACUCGUCGCGCUCACUUCUCCAACUCUACUCUCCUUUUGGGAGUCAUCGAGUCAGCAGCAGCAAGUUGUUUUUAUUUGCUUUUUUUUAGACAGUCGCGACGGCGCGCUCGUUUCAAUCAGACGCAAAGUUCUUUUUUCUUUUCGGUUUUAUUCCGUGGAAAUUGCAAUUGGAAUAAAUGUCGUUUUUUUUCGUGUGUUGUGUUCAAGUGCAAUUUGUAUGAAAGUAGUACGAGCAAAACAAAAGCACAAUAGAGGAGAGCAUUAAAGAAGAAAAAACACAAACACAAACACAAACGUCAAAUACUUUGUGCCACACCCAAGAACCGUUCAAAUCAUCACCAUCAACAACUGGGCAACUAGGCAAGCAGCAAAAUGUCGCCAAAAUCGCUAAAUGUGCGCGUCACGACAAUGGACGCCGAACUGGAGUUCGCCAUUCAGUCGACAACGACUGGCAAACAACUGUUCGAUCAGGUGGUCAAGACGAUUGGACUGCGUGAGGUUUGGUUCUUUGGUCUGCAGUACACGGACUCCAAGGGCGACUCCACAUGGAUUAAGCUAUACAAAAAGGUGAUGAAUCAGGAUGUCAAAAAGGAGAAUCCUUUGCAAUUCAGAUUCCGUGCCAAAUUCUAUCCGGAGGAUGUGGCCGAGGAGCUGAUACAGGACAUCACACUGCGCCUGUUCUAUCUACAAGUGAAGAAUGCCAUAUUGACCGAUGAGAUCUAUUGCCCGCCGGAAACGUCGGUCCUGCUGGCCUCCUAUGCGGUACAGGCGCGCCACGGUGAUCACAAUAAAAGCACCCACACAGCCGGUUUCCUAGCGAACGAUCGCCUAUUGCCACAGCGCGUCAUCGAUCAGCAUAAGAUGUCCAAGGAUGAGUGGGAGCAAUCGAUAAUGACUUGGUGGCAGGAGCAUCGCAGCAUGUUGCGCGAGGAUGCAAUGAUGGAGUAUCUGAAGAUUGCCCAGGAUCUGGAAAUGUAUGGCGUUAACUAUUUCGAAAUACGCAACAAAAAGGGCACCGAUCUGUGGUUGGGCGUCGAUGCGCUCGGCCUCAACAUUUAUGAGCAGGACGAUCGAUUAACGCCAAAAAUUGGCUUCCCCUGGUCAGAGAUACGUAACAUUUCAUUUUCGGAGAAGAAGUUCAUCAUCAAACCGAUCGAUAAGAAGGCACCCGACUUUAUGUUCUUUGCGCCGCGCGUUCGCAUCAACAAGCGCAUCCUGGCCCUCUGCAUGGGCAACCAUGAGCUCUACAUGCGUCGUCGCAAGCCCGACACGAUCGAUGUGCAGCAGAUGAAGGCGCAGGCGCGCGAAGAGAAGAAUGCCAAACAGCAGGAGCGCGAGAAGCUGCAGCUGGCACUGGCAGCACGCGAACGCGCCGAAAAGAAGCAGCAGGAGUAUGAGGAUCGGCUGAAGCAAAUGCAGGAGGAGAUGGAGCGUUCGCAGCGUGAUCUGCUCGAAGCGCAAGAGAUGAUCCGACGAUUGGAGGAGCAGCUGAAGCAGCUGCAGGCCGCCAAGGAUGAGCUCGAGCUGCGCCAGAAGGAGCUGCAGUCUAUGCUGCAGCGCCUCGAGGAGGCCAAGAACAUGGAGGCCGUUGAGAAGGCCAAACUGGAAGAGGAGAUCAUGGCCAAGCAGCAGGAGGUGCAGCGCAUUCAGGACGAGGUCAAUGCCAAGGACGAGGAGACCAAGCGCCUACAAGACGAGGUCGAGGAGGCACGCCGCAAGCAGGCCGAGGCUGCUGCUGCACUGCUGGCUGCAUCCACCACGCCGCAACAUCAUCACGUUGCCGAGGAUGAGAACGAGAACGAGGAGGAGUUGACGAAUGGCGAUGCCGGCGGCGAUGUGUCCCGCGACCUGGACACAGACGAGCAUAUCAAGGAUCCCAUCGAGGACAGACGCACGCUGGCCGAGCGCAACGAGCGCUUGCACGAUCAGCUCAAGGCCCUGAAGCAAGAUCUGGCGCAGUCACGCGACGAGACGAAAGAGACGGCAAACGACAAGAUUCAUCGCGAAAAUGUGCGCCAAGGUCGUGACAAGUACAAGACGCUCCGUGAGAUCCGCAAGGGCAACACAAAGCGUCGCGUCGAUCAGUUUGAGAACAUGUAAAGCGUUUGACCACGCCCCAUUCUCUAUUCCCCCUUCCACCACGCGACACAGCGCGCUCAACACAAACUGACCAGCCCCACUCCACCCUACACCCUCCACCCUCCACCCUCGUUCCCAAUCAAACAGACAACUAUCCAAUUUAAAUGCAGAUUAAGAAUUUGGCAGAUCUAUUUUCAUUUUGUCAGUGUGGACUUAAGGAGAGAAAGCGCAUCGUUAGUUACAAAUAAUAAUAAUACAAAUAAUAGAAAGAUUCGCUAAUGCUUUGUAGACAGUGUUAAACAACGCACCCGCUCUCCCUUCUAGUAGCCCCUUCUUACCCACAUUAACUUAACUUAACUUACCUUCCCUUACCUUACCAGCCACCACAUCUCGAUCAGUCUACCCAUCAAUUAUCAAUUUUGUCAAUGGUAAAAUGGUCGCAAAUCUUGUUAAUUACACAACUCACACGCUUCCCGUCCGCAAAACCCAAAACAUUUUCUUUGUUCAUUUUGUGCGCGCAUCGAAAAGAGAGAAACAACAAAUAUAUUAGAAAUAAACAAAACAAAAACUACA